CUACCUCAACUCUUGAGUUGUAAUCGUCUAAAGUCAAGUCAGUGCUCCUUCCUGUUUUUCACUAGUUCCGUCUUUGCCUAGUCUGGGUGCACAAGGAAGUCUAGGGAGAAAAAAAAAGUUUCUCUGGGAAAAGCCACGAAACUGUUAAACAGGACAACCGGACCCACAAGGAGAUAUUACCGGGACUUUUGGGAGGGAGCUUUUGUUGGUGCUGUCACAUUUGUCCCGGGGGUGUCUGCUUAACGCCAUGGGGGCUGAGCGGGGUGCUGUCGGGGUUGAAAGGAGCAGAGAGGUGCUUUUAAAAGAAAAGGACAGACAGGCUCUUUGAUAGCAGAGCACUUGAGAGGAAGAGCUCCAACCAGACAAACCAGAUUCCUCCAGAUGGAUUUUAGGGGGAAGCCCUACCCUGAAGCCUGCGGGGCAUCAGAGAUAUAGACGUCACACAAACGCACACACAUUCGCUCUCACAGACGUCAGCGGGAGACGACAAGGAGCAUGGAAGCACUGAGGGAGUCUUUUCUGCACUUAACUUUUCAGAUGUCAACGUAUAAGAGAGCCACGCUGGAUGAGGAGGACCUGGUGGACUCCACAGGUGACGACAUCUACCCAUCGUCGCCCAUGCAGGUUACUCUUCUGCAUGGCCGUACUCCCACAUGUUGGCCAGAGAGGACGCCGAGGGAGAGAAAGCUGCUGUUCUUAGUGUGCAUUGUGUCUGUCGGCCUGUUCAUAUCUCUCAUCACGACAGGAGUCUUCUACAAACAGACUCACCCAGGAUUAUGCCUGACAGAGCCAUGCAUUACUGUGUCCAGUGCCAUCAUGGGAGCCUUGGACCGAACUGUAGACCCAUGUCAUGACUUCUACAACUUUGCUUGUGGGGGUUGGGUGAAAAGUAACCCCCUUCCUGAGGGCAAAUCUCGCUGGGGACCUUUCAGCAACCUGUGGGAGCACAAUAUGCUUGUAAUGAAGCAUUUAUUAGAAAAUACCACGAUGAAAGGUCUGAGUAAGGCUGAGGAAAAAGCCCAGCGAUAUUAUCAGGCCUGUAUGAAUGAGGCCAAAAUCGAGGACUUAGGAGCUAAGCCGCUACAGGAACUAAUCAGCCAGUUAGGAGGAUGGGCCCUGACUGAACCAUGGGACAAGGACAACUUCCAGGAAGUGUUGCAAAUGGUGUCAGCGAACUACCGCACCUCGCCCUUCUUCACAGUUUUUGUCAGCACAGAUUCCAAAAAUUCCAACAGCAACAUCAUCCAGGUGGAUCAGUCCAGUCUGGGACUACCUUCACGGGAUUACUACCUCAACAAAACAGCAAAUGCAAAGUAUCUGAACGCAUACCUUGACUUCCUGGUGGAGUUGGGAGUUCUUCUUGGUGGCUCAAAGGAGACGUCUCAGACAUUAAUGGAGGAGAUUGUGGACUUUGAAACAACCCUGGCCAACAUCACAAUCCCCCAGGAGGAAAGAAGGGAUGAGGAACUAAUCUAUAACAAGAUGGAGGCCAAAGACCUGACAACUUUGGCUCCAGCAGUGGACUGGAUGCCAUACCUUAAAGAAGUGUUUGCUCCUGUGCCGCUCAAUGAGUCGGAGCCAGUGGUUGUUUAUGCCAAGGAAUACCUCCAGAAAGUGUCUGACCUCAUAACUAAAACAAAUAAGAGCCUGCUGAACAACUACAUGAUAAUGAAGGUGGUGAGGAAGAUGGUAUCCAUUUUGGACCACAGGUUCCAGGAUGCAGAGCAACACUUCCUUGAAAUCAUGUAUGGAACCAAGAAGAGUUGUACUCCACGCUGGAAGCUGUGCGUCAGCGACACUGACAGUGCCCUUGGCUUCGCCCUGGGAGCCAUGUUUGUCAAAGCCACCUUUUCUGAUGACAGCAAAGCCAUUGUAAGUGUUACACAGCUCUUCCCUCACAAUGCUGCUCCUACUUCAUCAGCUGAUGUGCUUCUGACUCACCUCUGUUGCCCUCUUUGUUUUCAGGCGGAAAAUAUGGUGGCAGAAAUUAAAUGGGCGUUUGAGGACAGCCUCAAGUAUGUGAAGUGGAUGGACUCAGAAACAAAAAAAGCAGCAAAAGAAAAGGCAGAUGCGAUAUACAAUAUGGUCGGAUAUCCAGAGUUCAUCAUGAAUCACACAAAGCUGGAUAAAGUGUUCAAUGAUUUUGAGGUGGUGUCAGAACUUUACUUCCAAAAUGUCAUGCAGUACUACAACUUCUCAGCCAGAGUGACUGCGGACCAGCUGAGGAAAGCUCCCAACAGAAAUCAGUGGAGCAUGACCCCUCCAACUGUGAAUGCAUAUUAUAACCCAACAAAGAAUGAGAUGGUUUUUCCAGCAGGAAUUCUUCAAGCACCAUUCUAUAGUCGAUCUUGGCCCAAAGCUCUUAACUUCGGUGGAAUUGGAGUUGUGAUGGGCCAUGAGCUGACUCAUGCUUUUGAUGACCAAGGGCGGGAAUAUGACAAGGAUGGAAAUCUGCGUUCCUGGUGGAAGAACUCCUCUGUUGAGGCUUUUAAGAAGCAGACACAGUGUAUGGUCGAGCAGUACGGAAACUACAGCAUCAACAAGGAGCCUCUGAAUGGAAGACACACUCUGGGAGAGAAUAUUGCAGACAAUGGUGGACUUAAGGCUGCCUACAAGGCUUACGUGAAGUGGAUCGAAAAGAAUGGUGAGGAGGCCGCGCUGCCCGCUCUGGGAAUGACAAACCAUCAGCUGUUUUUUGUAGGAUUUGCCCAGGUAUGGUGCUCUGUCCGGACACCUGAAAGCUCACAUGAAGGCGUAAUCACAGAUCCUCACAGUCCAUCAAGAUUUAGAGUCAUUGGCACCAUUUCAAAUUCACCUGAAUUCUCAAAGCACUUUGGCUGCAAAGCUGACGCUCCUAUGAACCCUAAACAUAAGUGUGAGCUCUGGUGAUGCCUCAUUGCUUUGCGCUGUUUAUCAGCAAGGAAUAAAAUGGACAUUGGGGAAAAUGCCUUGAGAUGCUGACAAAGCCUCUCUGGAUGGGGAACCACUGAAAAUCCUACUGCCUUGCCACUUAAUGUUUAUCAGGCUCCUUAUCAGGACAAAUUGUGCCUGCUCUGUUCGGAGGACUGCAAUUCUUAGUGCUUCUCCUAAAGAACUGUUGGCUCAGCAAACAACUUUCUUCAUCUUUAAGUUAAAUGAAGCUAUAAAUAUGCUUUUUGAACACUGGAAACCCAACAAAUGGUAUAAAACAUAGGGGAACCACUGUCAUGUGUUGUAGACUGCUUGUUUGUCAUAUAGAGUGAUAAACAGAAAAGAUCACAUUGCUUUCUCCUUAUUCUUCACUGUGCUAGAAUCUGCUCCGGUUUACUUUAAUUGUGUAUAUUUUUAUUUAUGGUCACAUACUGUAUUUUUAUAUGACAGUGAACCAGGGACCAACAAGAUUUGUAGCCUGAUGUUGAUGAAAAUCUGGUUCACAUAUGGACACUUUAUAAGAAUUGUAUUAUGAGUUGUUUUAGGUAUGUUUGAACAUUGCAAAUAUUUGGAAAAAGAUUUGCACAAUCUGGUGAAACUUUUAACACAAAACUACUUUUUAGACCUGUUGUCAAGAUCAGUGUCAUAUUGCUAGUGUACCAUUUCUGUGAUAGAAGAUUAAAUCAGAAAAGAAGGGUUUAAGAAACUCACAGAAAAAAACAAACAUCAACGUUGUUUGUCUUUCAGAACUUGGCUAAAAUACAAUGUGUCAUACCUCUGUUUAUGAGUUUGCCACAAAUUAUUUUGUAUAGUAAAACCAAUUCAAAA
Molecule: messenger RNA, 3738 nt
Organism: Sphaeramia orbicularis (orbiculate cardinalfish)
Lineage: Eukaryota; Metazoa; Chordata; Actinopteri; Kurtiformes; Apogonidae
Gene: ece1
Product: endothelin converting enzyme 1
Exons: 17
Coding region: 496-2889 (797 amino acids)
Biological process (GO): peptide hormone processing
Cellular component (GO): plasma membrane
Molecular function (GO): metalloendopeptidase activity
Source: RefSeq, a predicted model, not a curated record